Messenger RNA from Mesitornis unicolor (brown roatelo), 1317 nucleotides. RefSeq names its product ataxin 3 (gene ATXN3). Gene Ontology annotation, cellular component: nucleus. Gene Ontology annotation, molecular function: cysteine-type deubiquitinase activity. The transcript has 11 exons. Gene Ontology annotation, biological process: protein deubiquitination. Lineage: Eukaryota; Metazoa; Chordata; Aves; Mesitornithiformes; Mesitornithidae. The record is from RefSeq and is a predicted model, not a curated record. The coding region runs from base 38 to 1129 and encodes 363 amino acids.
CACGUGAGGCGGAGGCUGGUGGCCUUUGACAAUAAACAUGGAGUCGAUCUUCCACGAGAGGCAAGAAGGCUCAUUGUGUGCACAGCACUGUCUGAAUAAUUUGCUACAAGGGGAAUAUUUCAGUCCUGUUGAGUUAUCCUCUAUUGCACAGCAGUUGGAUGAGGAAGAAAGAAUGAGAAUGGCAGAGGGAGGAGUGUCUAGUGAAGAAUAUAGAACAUUUUUACAGCAGCCUUCUGUAAAUAUGGAUGACAGCGGAUUCUUCUCAAUUCAAGUUAUAAGCAAUGCUUUGAAAGUUUGGGGUUUAGAACUAAUCCUCUUCAACAGCCCAGAGUAUCAGAGGCUUGGGAUCGACCCUAUAAAUGAAAAAUCAUUUAUUUGUAAUUAUAAGGAACACUGGUUUACAGUUCGAAAGUUAGGAAAACAGUGGUUUAACUUGAACUCUCUCUUGAUGGGUCCAGAACUAAUAUCAGAUACAUAUCUUGCACUUUUCUUGGCUCAGUUACAACAGGAAGGUUAUUCGAUAUUUGUAGUAAAAGGUGACCUGCCAGACUGUGAGGCUGAUCAGCUAUUGCAGAUGAUUCGGGUACAGCAGAUGCAGCGACCAAAACUAAUCGGAGAAGAGACAGCACAGUCAAGAGAUCAGAGGUUACCCAGAAGUGACGUGGACCAAGCAAUAGAAGUUAACCAUCCUUUUGAUGGAACAGGCAUGUUAGAUGAAGAUGAAGAGAAUUUUCAGAGAGCCUUGGCUCUAAGCAGACAGGAAAUUGAUAUGGAAGAUGAAGAAGCUGAUCUUCGCAGAGCCAUCCAACUCAGCAUGCAAGGUAGUCGUCAAAGUGAGUUCUCGGACUCCUUGCCGCAGGAUGUUCCUCAGUCGCCUCACACCAGUCAGACAGACUCCCUCUCUUCAGAAGAGCUGCGAAGGAGAAGACAAGCAUAUUUUGAAAAGCAGCAACAACAGCUACAGCAGCAAGAUCAGACCCCAAAUCUACACAAUAAGCCAACUCUAAGCUCAAGCACUCUGGAAGCUGACCCAGGUGCUGAUCUGAGUGAAGAAGACAUGCUUCAAGCAGCCAUGAAUAUGUCUCUGGAAUCUGUUAGAAACCACUUGAAUAAAGAAGAGGAGAAAUGACAUAACUUCCUUUUUCCAUCUUAUUGUCAAAACACUAUGUCUCCAUUAUAAUUUUACUGUGUGGUUGUUGCACAAGCAGGGUUCAUUUCAGAGUUCUGGGAGCAGGAAGUGGGGUCAGGGUCAGCGUUUAGAGGGAGCCUGCAAGUACAAAAAAGAUUGCACUAAUUUAGAAAACUGUAGCACUCCUA